AUGCGUCGCAGCCGCUCCGAAGGUGCGAAAGCCUUUCUGGGGCAGGCAGUUGCAAGGUAUGACGUGGAUGAGCUGGAUGACCUGGGCAAGCGCUCCAAAAGGGAGGACUACGUCGAGGUCAAACGUCCAGAUGGCACCGUUGCCAAGGCCCGCGGCGAGCGGACUUUCUAUGGCGCCUUCGAAGGAGGCUUCAGCGCUGGCUACUGGGGCACGGUAGGGAGCAAAGAGGGCUGGGAACCUGCGUCCUUCAGCUCAAGUCGAUCCAAGCGUCAUGCCGAAGCAGCAUUGCAGGUGGAAGACUUUAUGGACGAAGAGGAUCUGCGUGACCAUCGUUCUUCAAGGAAGACGAUCUCGGCACGCAGUGAGUUCGAGAAUGCCCAAGGAUCGUCCCCGAACGGCUCGGCAGGAUUGCCCACCGGACUCCCCCGGCAUUUAGAAGCAGAGUUAUUCGCAAGUGAUGACCGUUUGGGAACACGUCUUCUGCGAGCGAGCAGUUUUGCGCCGCCUGAAACCUCGCCUACACCGCCUGAGCCAGCUGCGGCUUCGGCUGUAAAGCCCAAGAAGUCAUAUGGCUGUGCACCUCCGCCUGCAGGCUACAAACCUGUCCAGCCGACCGAAGAUGUUGGAGUGGAGUGGCCUCAGCAACCUAGCAGGAGGUUGGCUGCUACUUUGAAUCGGGGAUCGCAUGUGGUAGUCGACAGCUCUGCUCUGGAGUCUGAGUUGGAAAGGCUGUGGCGAAGCAAGAACGACCUUCAUGGCAUCGGCUACACAUUGGGUUCGAGGUUUUGCUCGGCAAACAGUGUGCCAAACAGUCGACGGUUGUACAUGUCGAACGCACGUGGGAAGAAUAUGGCGGCAAAGCAGGGCAUUGGAUAUGCGCAAUUUGGCACUGGAGUACUUGAUCAAGACGAGUAUGAUGCUUGGGAGGAGGUUUAUGAUCACGAGACUGACAAGCAUGCGCAUUACCAUCCUUCCUUGAAGGAUGAGGAGGUGGAGGAGGAGACCAGCCAUGCAGCCCUGAGCGACAUUCGGCCUGUGGUGUCUGCACCAAAGGCGCUUCAGACUGGUGAAAUUCCAGGUUUCGCCCGAGCCGAUGGUCCGGACAAGGUGUCACAGGACCUGAGGCACUGGCAUCCGCCACCUGUGCCUCGAGGCUACAAGGGCGUCCACCUCAUUGAGGUGUCGCCGCUUGAGGAAGCACAAGAAGGAUGUGAGGAACAUCGGAAGCUACUGGAGUUUCGAGAGAAGCUGGUGCCCCGGUUCCGCCCAGUUCAGCCCCUUUCUAAAUCAAUGACCGGACAAGUUGGUGGAUCGGAGGAGAUCACCGAGAGGCAUGGGCAGCAGCGCCUGUUGGAUCCUCGAUAUCGCGCCGAGCUUCUGGGCGAGAAAUCCCGCAUGCAGGUGGAACGGUCUGAAGAUGACAAAGGGGCAUCGUCGACGCCGCCACCUGUUCCCGAGGCAGACGAGAUGUGCAUGCAGCGUUCUGCAGAACCGUUGUGGCAGGUUCCGGACCAGCACAAGCAAAACUUGCUCAAUGCUCUUGGUCGUCACUUUGUCAUGGGGCAGACGCAGGACAUGGAUGGAGCGGCUGCCCGCCACGAGCCUUUCAAGAACGAUCCCGGCAAGCAGCAGCGCUACGCAAAGUUCUGCUUGGCGAUGGAGGGCAAGGCUUCAGUUUCCGACGCCUUGAAGGACUUGCAGGCGGAACGCAACCUAGAGCUUGCCGAGUUCGGCCGGGUCUACCGCACCUUUAGGCAGCAGCAUCCAGAGGCAGAUAUUGUGAAGGCCCUGGAUGAGAAGGCCUCGCAGCCAGCUCCAGUCUUGCGGAGGACAGUGGUGCCCUGGACACCGGACAAGCUAUUAUGCAGGCGGUGGGGAGUGCCUGAACCCAAACCGAGUGGGUUCAGUGAUCAUGCUCCUGCCACUGUGCAGGCCAAGCAGAAGAAGUACAACGAGCAGGUAAAGGCCAAAGACGAAGCCAAUCCUGCCAAGGCCUCGCCAGCGGGCCAUGGACGUGCCAGUGCUGAUGCAGAUCCCGUGCCGCACGCUAGCGUCGCUCCGAACGGUGAGCUGACGCGCCCGCCAAAAACGCUGUUUGCAUCAAUCUUCGGCGAGUCUGAUGAGUAA
Molecule: messenger RNA, 2127 nt
Organism: Symbiodinium natans
Lineage: Eukaryota; Dinophyceae; Suessiales; Symbiodiniaceae
Source: the annotation of a GenBank genome assembly